GUAAUCAGUCCUUCUGUGUCCUACAGGUUCAGGUGUCCUGGUCUAGGUGUGUUCCACUGUGCUUUGACUGGACUGGUGUUUGUUAUGGCUCAGGAGGCGGAGCUGCUGUACAACACUGUCCAAUGGGAUGAGAUCGUCCUCCAGUCAGCUGGCAAGAUGGCUGCAGGGCCGCUGUUUGAAAUCAAGUGUUCAGAGGAAGCUGCUGUCCGUCUGCUCCACCUCCCACACUGUGAAACAAAGGACGCUCCACUCCCUAAUGGCCUGUUGUCUGUUGCCCACAUCACUGAUGAUGGAAUGAGAAUCUUGGAGCCGCUGGAGAUUACACACACUCAUGUGGUUGUGAAGGUCCGUCACCUCUCUGCCUUCGGCCUGAUCUUGGAUUCCAUCAAAAGGCUUCUGAACAUCAGGCAGCCAACAAAGGGCCAAGUUCUGCUGUUCCUCCGACCUCCGGGCAGAAGACAUCGAGUACUCAAUGUAUUACUGCUGCACAGCAACGUCCCUCUAACUGAGGUUAAAAUGAACCAAAGCCAUAAUAAGUACAUCGAGGUCGCUGCCCACUGUCAUCUGAGGUUUGGCCAAAGUUACAGGGUCCACUGUGAACCUGAGGCCUUCCAAAUACAGCCUGAGUGUGAAGAAUUUCACUCAGAUUAUGGACCAAAUUACCAUCCAACAUUUGAAGUUUUCCUGACUACCAUCCCAGAGAACCUGACUUUGAUGAUCCAGGACCAAAAGAGACGAGAAGUGUGGAAACGUAUUGUGGAUCUGACAGGUUAUCUUCCAACUCUAAGAAGAGAAACUCCAUCGAGGAAUGUCCCAGCAGAGGGAGCCACAGCAACAACACUCUUAAACACUCUGGACGACCUCACCGAAGCAGAAUUUAAAAAAUUCAAGUGGCUCCUGAAAAACUCCUCAGACAUCCCACAAAGCACACUGGAGAACACAGACAGGCUGGAGAUUGUUGAUGUAAUGAUCGAGCGCUGGGGACUUCCUGAAGCUGUGGAGGUGACCAAGCAGGUGUUACAGGACACCAAGAGGAAUGAUCUGGUUCAGAGACUGCGAGACAGCAGCUCAGGAACACAAGGUUCAAGAAGGGAAAUUCCGCAGAGCACAGCGUCCCAGCAGAGUACAGCGUCCCAGCAGAGGACAGCGUCCCAGCAGAGUACAGCGUCCCAGCAGAGGACAGCGUCCCAGCAGAGUACAGUGUCCCAGCAGAGGACAACGUCCCAGCAGAGUACAGCGUCCCAGCAGAGUACAGCGCCCCAGCAGAGUACAGCGUCCCAGCAGAGUACAGCGUCCCAGCAGAGGACAACGUCCCAGCAGAGUACAGCGUCCCAGCAGAGGACAGCGUCCCAGCAGAGUACAGCGUCCCAGCAGAGGACAACGUCCCAGCAGAGGACAAUGUCCCAGCAGAGUACAGCGUCCCAGCAGAGUACAGCGUCCCAGCAGAGGACAACGUCCCAGCAGAGGACANGAAAUUAA
Messenger RNA from Epinephelus moara (kelp grouper), 1479 nucleotides. Its product is annotated as BMP-2-inducible protein kinase-like. Lineage: Eukaryota; Metazoa; Chordata; Actinopteri; Perciformes; Serranidae. The transcript is spliced from 7 exons. Bases 85 to 1479 code for a protein of 464 amino acids. Gene Ontology annotation, biological process: regulation of apoptotic process. Gene Ontology annotation, molecular function: protein binding. The record is from RefSeq and is a predicted model, not a curated record.